AUGCAAGAGUCAGUAUUUACCAUAUUAGCAAAUGCUUCUUAAAUAUUAAAGAUAAUUUAAAAGAAUAUUUAUCAAAAGAAAAAAGAUAAUAAAUAAUAUUAGCACAUAAAAAAGCAAAUAGUAAAAAUGGUUGACGCUGCUAACGCUGUUCCUAGAAGAUUCAGACUCCAUGAAGAACUUGAACAUGGUGAAAAGGGUAUUGGUGAUGGAACUGUUUCUUAUGGUCUUGAUAAUCCUGAAGAUAUGACCCUUACCAAUUGGAAUGGUACUAUUCUAGGACCUUACAAUACUGCUUUUGAUGGAAGAAUUUACUCCCUCAAGAUUAUUUGUGGACCUAACUAUCCCAACGUUGCUCCUGAAGUUAAAUUUGUAAGCAGAAUCAACCUUCCUUGCGUAGACCAAAAUAAUGGAAAGAUUGAUAUCAACAAGUUCCCCAUCUUGAAGAACUGGGUUUCUAAAUAUACUCUCGAAAAUGUUUUGGUUGCUCUUAAAAACGAAAUGAACAGCAGUGCUAAUAAAAAGCUUAAGCAACCUGAUGAAGGAGCUACCUACUGA
Molecule: messenger RNA, 555 nt
Organism: Tetrahymena thermophila SB210
Lineage: Eukaryota; Ciliophora; Oligohymenophorea; Hymenostomatida; Tetrahymenidae
Product: ubiquitin-conjugating enzyme
Exons: 7
Biological process (GO): DNA damage tolerance; protein K63-linked ubiquitination
Cellular component (GO): nucleus
Source: RefSeq, a predicted model, not a curated record